Molecule: messenger RNA, 1801 nt
Organism: Lepisosteus oculatus (spotted gar)
Lineage: Eukaryota; Metazoa; Chordata; Actinopteri; Semionotiformes; Lepisosteidae
Product: nephrocan-like
Molecular function (GO): protein binding
Source: RefSeq, a predicted model, not a curated record
GGUUUUAGGAUGUCCUGCUAUAUAAGUCCCACAAGAGAUCGAAGGUUACAGAGAGUGCUGUCUCUGGACCAAAGUGACUUCCCUAGUUGUAUUUUCAGCAUGCAGUUUAUUUUAAUUUCCAUCUGCAUCUUGUUGCAUCUCUGCUUCUGCCUAAAUGACAAUGGAUGUCCAAAGAAUUGCAUUUGUGAAAACGAAAAGUCGAUACAGUGCUACAGGGUACAUGCUGUACCGUCUGGGACUGCAAAAGAUACAAGGAAACUGAAUCUAGGAUACAACCACAUUAAGGAUUUAAAGAGAUGUGAUUUUACUGGACUGACACAACUUGAAGAAAUUGUUCUGUCAUCUUGUGGAAUAGAAUCGAUAGAAGUGAACACUUUCAAGUCUCAAAGCCACCUAAAAACACUGGAGCUCCUGAAGAACAAGUUAAAGCACAUGCCUCGUGGACUCCCCCAUAGCCUGGAAAUCCUCAAACUGGGAAAUAACAGGAUACAGCACCUGCAGGAGUCAGCUGUUGAUGGUUUGAGAAACCUGCGCGUUCUUGACCUUCAAAACAACCUGAUAUCCAGCCUUCGAGGGAACACAUUUACCUCUCUGUUAAAACUCGAAAGUCUCUAUCUAGAUGGCAAUCAAAUUGAAUCUUUAAUGGGUUCCCCUAAACUACCUCAGCUCCGUCAGUUAAGCAUUGCGAAUAACAAGAUUCCCUCUUUACCGGCAAACUUUUUUGCAUCUUUACAAUCCCUUAAAAUGUUAAGUCUUUCUGGAAAUCACCUUGUGAAAGUUCCACAGGAUCUCCCUCAGACACUCGGGUCCCUGAAUUUAGAUUUGAAUCAAAUACGGGCACUGAGGAGUCGGGAAAUGGGCCACUUGAAACAUCUUUCAGUUUUGUCAGUGGCACAUAACAAGCUAGUUUCCAUUGACGGCAGCCUCCGUCUGCCAAACCUUACCAUGAUUGAGCUCUCUGGCAAUCAUAUGAGGCUGCUGCCAAGCAAGUUGACAGCUAAACUAGAAAAGCUGGACUGCCGCCAAAACUUGAUUCGGGAAGUUACCCAGCAAGAGCUUUCAGGAAUGAACCAACUGAAACACCUGUUUCUGGAAAACAACCUCAUUCACCACUUCGAGGCUGCAGCCCUGAAGAACUGCCUGCGCUUAACAAGCCUGGCUUUGGAACAGAACUUUCUCUCAGCCAUUCCAGAAGGACUCCCGGAAACACUCAUUCGACUGGAUUUGAAGGGAAACCACAUUGCAGUUAUCCAAGAACAAGAACUCAAAAGUCUCAAGAGGCUCCAGGUUUUGAACCUGAGGAACAACAAGCUGUCCAGCCUGAACGCCAUGGCCCUGGAGAUGCUCCCGCGACUGAGGAAGGUCUACCUAGAUGGAAACCCCUGGAACUGCAGCUGUGAGCUCCUGAGAGUCAAAAGGAGGUUGCUGGCUCGGCAGGUGGAAAUCCACACUGAGUUCUGCACCGACCCCCUCCAGGCACAAGGGGACAGCUGGCGAGACCACCUCCGGGCUCAGGACAAAUGUGAAGAGCACAUCAGAGGCACAGCGCAAGACCCCCAAGAAAGAAAAAGCAAGAGUACAGCUAGGACAGCGCUUCCUGAGCAGACAGAGAUAGAGGAAUACUACGAUUAUGAUACAGAGUAAUCCUGACUGUUUUUUUUUUAAUGUUGAUGUAUUUUAGUAAACCAAACUAAUUAUUUCAGUAAAGAGUAUGACGGUCCCAUUGUUGCUAUCACUUUUUUCUUUUUUGUGAAAGGAGACAAAAAUAUUUAACUCUGCCUUUGAAAGCCUUCACAGAUGU